This is a messenger RNA of Cannabis sativa, 1041 nucleotides long. RefSeq lists its product as uncharacterized. The coding region runs from base 1 to 1041 and encodes 346 amino acids. The record is from RefSeq and is a predicted model, not a curated record. Lineage: Eukaryota; Viridiplantae; Streptophyta; Magnoliopsida; Rosales; Cannabaceae. Gene Ontology annotation, molecular function: nucleic acid binding; zinc ion binding. The transcript has a single exon.
AUGCUAAAUGAGGUAGUUGCAGAUUUUGGCUAUUUCUUAACUGCUAAUAAGGAAUGUCAAAACUCUAUCUCGAAAGGAAUUCAGCCUACACCUCCGGUUCUUCGAGCAGAGCCAGUGAUGCGCAACCUAGAUUCAGCUUUUCUGAGUUCAAACAGAGAGGGGAAAGUGAAGAUAACAAUGGAUGACAUAGAGGAGGAGGUUGCAUACUGGAAAUCGGCUAUAGUUUGUUACGUUCUUUGUGCGAAUCCACCUCUUGCAGUUCUGGAAGGCUUUGCACGACGGAUCUGGAAGGACAAAGUGGAUAAGAUAGGUAUGGUCUCUUAUGGUGUUUUUCUCAUUAGAUUUACUAGUAUUAAAGAUAGAGAUGAUAUUCUUGCUGGAGGUUAUAUCUUCUUUAACAAGAGGCCUGUCAUUAUGAAGGCUUGGGAUCCUAAUUAUAAUGUUAAGAAAGAGGAUAUUAGAACCAUUCCUAUUUGGAUUCAGCUAGAGGACUUAGAAUUGAAGUAUUGGGGGCAGAAAUCAUUGUUUAAAAUAGUUGGGCAGCUAGGAAAACCUAUUAUGGUUGAUGAGGUUACUAGGGAAAGGGAUAAGCUACUUUUUCCUAGAAUCCUUAUUGAAGUUUCAAUGGAGCAAGAGUUUCCUGGCCUGAUCUAUUUUGAGAAUGAGUUUGGUAAUGAUGUGUCUGUGGUUGUCAAUUAUGAGUGGAAACCUAUUCUGUGCAAACAUUGCAAAGGAAUGGGACAUAGUUCGGAUGAUUGUAGAAAGAAGGAGGCAAAAAAGCAAGAAUGGGUGGUGAAAGGGGUGAAGAAACAAGUGCCCGAACUGCCUAAGGAAGAUGCAGAUGGGUUUCAACAAGUGGUGAAGGGUUGGAAGCUUAAAAAUCAGCAAGCUCCUGCUGAAGCAUCUAUCUCGAACCAGUAUACUGCUUUACAGAAUGAGGAAGAAAAUGAAUUGCAGAAGGAAGAGGAUCGGGUGACUGAAGAAGUGCAUGAAGCGAUAUUAACUAGAGGAGGGGGAGAACCUCCUUUAAACAAUGGAUAG